AUGACGACCAACUUCCUCAGGCGAUCCACCAGGAUUCUUGUCCUGAACCCCAACUCAUCUGCUUCCAUGACCCAUGGGGUAGAGGAAGCUCUACACGGCAUUGACAUUUCCGAGGGGGUCGAAAUUUAUACCUACACAGCCCCGUCCGAAAGUCCGGCGAGUAUCAACGACGGCGACGACGUAAUCAACAGCUGCAAUGUGGUGUACCAAAAUGUCACCGAUUCGGGCGUUUUGAAGCAGUAUGAUGCCGUUCUAGUCGCCUGCUACAGCGUCCAUCCACUGGUCGAGGCACUCGCCGGUCUGCAAGGCAGUCGGGGAAAGCUGGUUGUGACGGGCAUCUUUGAAGCCAGCGUGCUAGCUUCUCUCUCGUUGCUUGUCACUCCGUCGAUGGGCGGGGUUUCUCCGCGAAAAUGGGGAAUAGUAACGACAGGAAAAUUUUGGGAAGCACACCUGACAGAAGGUGUAAACAAAUUCUUGGGCACAAGUUCUCAAUCCGUUAACGCCAAGUUUGCUGGCGUCCAGUCAACCGGUAUGACAGCGGGGGAUUUCCACGGCGGUAUUGACCCAGCGGUCAUUCGACAGAAACUUGCGGACGCCACAAACAGGCUGCUGGAUCAAGGCAACGUGGACUGCGUGGUGAUGGGUUGCGCAGGAAUGGCAGGUCUUGAGGAAAUCAUCCGAGCAGCGGCGAUCGAGAGGUACGGCUCCGAGCAGGGGGCACAAGUACUCAUAAUGGACGGUGUAAAGGCUGGGAUCGGACUGCUAGAGCAAAUGGUUCGAAACAAAAGAAUGUUUCAAGCAUGA
This is a messenger RNA of Lasiosphaeria miniovina, 804 nucleotides long. Its product is annotated as Asp/Glu/hydantoin racemase. The transcript is spliced from 2 exons. Lineage: Eukaryota; Fungi; Ascomycota; Sordariomycetes; Sordariales; Lasiosphaeriaceae. The coding region runs from base 1 to 804 and encodes 267 amino acids. The record is from RefSeq and is a predicted model, not a curated record.